AAAAGAAAGACAAGAAAAGGAAUGAUUAGGAGAAUAGUCGACGCUGGCAAGUCCACUCCUAAGUCUUGAAUCUUUUCUCUUCAGAAAAAUUCUGCAGAUAACAUUUUCUGAUCUUGACAAGCAUGGCGGAAACAUUCUUGUUCAACAUCAUAGACAGGGUGUUGGGCAGAUUUUCUUCCAUCGCACUAGAACACAUCAGUUCAGCUUGGAACACGAAAUCAGAGGUGCAAAAGCUUCAGAACACUUUGUCCACCAUUAGAGCUGUGAUCUUGGAUGCAGAUGGGCAGCAAGCCAAGAAUCAUGAAGUCAGAGACUGGCUCGAAAAGCUCAAGGAUGCUGUUUAUGAAAUUGAUGAUCUGCUGGAUGAUCUCACAACACAAGUUUCACAGAGGAAUGUGGAGAUUUACAGUGGGAUUUUGAUCCUAAAAAAGGUGAGAAGAUUCUUUUCAAGUUCAAAUCCCAUUGCCUGUAGAUUCAAGAUUGCCCAGAGGGUAAAAAGGCUAAGGCAGAGACUAGAUGAAAUUGCAGAUGAUAGAACAAAAUUUCACUUUUCUGAACAAGCCCAUUUCAUUCCUGUAGACAAUAAUGUCAAGGAACAAACUCAUUCCUUUGUGAGAGCAUCAGACAUCAUUGGUAGGGAUGGUGAUAAAGAAAAUAUUGUGCAGUUGCUUCUGAGCUCUAAGGAUGAAGAAGAUGUUUCAGUUGUUCCUGUUGUUGGAAUAGGAGGUCUUGGGAAGACAACAGUUGUUAAACUGGCCUACAACGAUGACCGGGUUGUUCAAAGCUUUGAUCUUGGAAUGUGGGUUUCUGUUUCUGAGGAUUUUGGCGUUGGCAAAGUUGUUGAGAAGAUUCUAAAAUCUGCAACAGGUGAGAAUCUUGCCCAUCUUGAUAUGGAUCAGAUGCAAAGCUGUUUAGCCGGUGUUUUGAACAACAAGAAGUAUUUACUUGUGUUGGAUGAUGUGUGGAAUGAGGAUCGUAAUAAGUGGAUGGAUUUGAGGGAGUUGUUGAUGAACGGUCGAACAGGAAGUAAAAUCAUUGUCACCACGCGAAGUAAGGCUGUAGCUCUGAUUACUGGCACGACAUCUCCAUACAAUUUAGCCGGCCUGUCAGAUGAUGACUGCUUAUCUUUAUUUCUGAAAUGUGCUUUCAGAGGACCUGACAAUUGGCUUCCUAAUCUAGUAGCAAUCGCGAAGGAAAUUGUGAAGAAAUGUGGUGGAGUUCCACUUGCUGUCAAGACCUUGGGUGGCUUGUUGUAUAUGAAUACAGACGAACAAGAAUGGUUGCAUAUCAAGGAUAAUGAUAUAUGGGAAAUUGAUCAAAAGCAGAGUGAUAUUCUACCUAUACUGAGGCUAAGCUAUGAAAAGUUACCACCCCAUUUGAGGCAAUGCUUUGCUUAUUGCUCUAUGUUACCCAAGGGCUUUGAAAUUCCACGGGAGGUUUUCAUCAACCUUUGGAUUGCUCAAGGUUUGGUUAGUUCAACAAGCAAGAAUAGAGAACUUGAAGAUAUUGGGAAUCGAUACUUCAAUGAACUUUUAUCAAGAUUUUGCUUUCAAGAAGUGGUGGAAGCUUUUGAUGGAGAAAUAUUGGUUUGUAGGAUUCAUAACCUUGUCCACGACCUCGCUCAAUCCGUGGCAGGCGAUGAAUGCCUAAACUUCAAAGCUGAUAUUAAAAGCAUCUCUGAUAGAGUUCGUCACCUGUAUUUGCAUGACGAAGAUCUGUCGGAAAAAGAAGCCCCCAGAACAUUAUUCAGAUUGAAAAAUUUGAGGUCUUUUAGAUGUACAUUCAAGAAUAAACCUUUAGACAUGACCUUUAUUCAAGGCAUCGCAAUGAAAUUCAGACGCCUGCGGGUCUUAGUAUUGCAAGCACUGGAUCUUGAAGAGUUACCAAGUUCUAUUGGUGGCUUGCAACAACUAAGGUAUCUUGACCUGAGUCACAGCAGUAACCUGAAGUCUCUUCCUAAGUCGUUUUGCAAGCUUGUGAAUUUACAGACACUGAACCUUAUGAACUGUGAAAAGUUUCAAGAUUUGCCUGGAAAUUUCAGAAGUUUAGUCAGCAUCAAAACCUUGUAUUUGACUUGCAGGGAGAUAUCUCUGACAAAGAAAAGUCUCCAAAGCUUCAAAUCUCUCCAGUUCUUGCUGCUCUACAACUGUGACUUUGUUCAGUUACCGUCAGAAGGAUUUCAGGACCUGAAUUCCCUUCGAGUGUUACGUAUUUAUGAUUGCCCAAGAUUAGCUUCUCUUCCAGAUAACAUCAAAUAUCUGACUGCACUUGAGAAGUUGUGGAUUUGGAACUGCGAAGUUCUUGAUUUGUCUGACGGAGAUGGAUUAGAGGGCUUGACGUGCCUUGAGUCGUUGCUUCUGAUGGGGCUUCCUAAGUUGAUCAAUCUCCCAAUGGGGCUUACAAAGAAUGUUGCAAAGACUCUCAAAUUUUUCCGGAUAGCAAAUUGUGCUAAUUUUGCCAUGUUGCCUGAGUGGCUUCUGAGCUUCAAUUUGCUUCAAAGGUUUUAUGUUGAGGAUUGUCCUAAUCUGUCCUUUCUUCCACAAGUGGUGGGGAGGCAUAUCGCAAAGGUGCAUGUUAGCGGUUGUCCUAAACUCGGCAAGGUUUGAUGAUGAAGAGGCAUGGAGUUGUCCAAAAUCAACACAUUUUGUGAUAGUUGUUCUGUAUUUAGUUCCGUAGACUUUAAUCUUUCUAACAUAUGACAAUGGUUUCUCUUCUGUUGUUUGUUUUGUUAGUUUCUCUAUAUUCUUUCAAAGCAAGAAUAUGAUCUCCAUAUAGGGAGCAUACCAUGAAAAUCAUAAGCAACCACUCCCUUAUACAUUUCCAUUAA
Sesamum indicum (sesame) is the source of this 2827-nucleotide messenger RNA. Its product is annotated as putative disease resistance protein RGA1. The record is from RefSeq and is a predicted model, not a curated record. NCBI's taxonomy places the organism in Eukaryota, Viridiplantae, Streptophyta, Magnoliopsida, Lamiales, Pedaliaceae. Gene Ontology annotation, molecular function: ADP binding.